Sesamum indicum (sesame) is the source of this 1040-nucleotide messenger RNA. RefSeq names its product NFU domain protein 1 (gene NFU1). The record is from RefSeq and is a predicted model, not a curated record. Gene Ontology annotation, molecular function: iron-sulfur cluster binding; iron ion binding. Gene Ontology annotation, biological process: iron-sulfur cluster assembly. Gene Ontology annotation, cellular component: mitochondrion. NCBI's taxonomy places the organism in Eukaryota, Viridiplantae, Streptophyta, Magnoliopsida, Lamiales, Pedaliaceae.
AAGCAGAAGAGUAUUAAAUUCCCACGAGAACCACGAUUGGAGGAGCUAAGGGCGAAAGGACUAUGGCGUCCAUGGCAGCAACAAGAAGCUUCGCCUUCUGCCUCUCCUCCAGAUGCCCCAACACCAAAUCUGCCCAAUCCCAAUCAUUUGUACACCUCAAUUUCAGGCUGAUGAAACAAAAUCAUCGGAAACUCAACCUUGUAAAAGCCUCAGCGCCUGGAUUGUACUCUGCCGACCAGUUCGACCUCACCUCAGAGAACGUAGACAAGGUGCUAGAUAACGUCCGUCCUUACCUCAUAGCUGACGGUGGAAACGUCGAUGUUGUAUCGGUUGAAGACGGAGUCGUGUCGCUCAAGCUCCAAGGAGCGUGUGGAAACUGUCCAAGCUCAUCAACAACCAUGACAAUGGGAAUUGAAAGAGUUCUCAAGGAAAAAUUUGGAGAUGCCAUCAAGGAUAUACGUCAAGUAUAUGAUGCGCAAAUACUUGAGACUACUGUUGAGGCAGUGAACAGCCAUCUAGACAUCCUAAGACCAGCCAUUAAAAACUAUGGUGGGAGUGUAGAAGUGUUAUCUCUUGUGGAUGGGGACUGCCUCGUAAAGUAUGUUGGACCUGAUUCUAUUGGAUCAGGAAUCAAAGCAGCCAUCAAGGAGAGAUUUCCAGACAUCGCCAAUAUUGAGUUCACCAACUAGCUGCUUUUGGAUGGUUAAUUUAGCAUAUGGAACUUUAUUUAGCUAAGAUGGAGGUUCUCUACAUGAAAUGAAGUGAUGGUGUUAGGUUAGGCGUGCAAAUUUCAUGUACAUACAAUGUAUUUACGCCGUGAAAGUUCGCUGGUAUCCCUUUGCUGCCAUUGCUUGCUGAAUGUAUAGUUGCGAUGCUGGUCAUUCCCUAAAAUAUGAUGUAUACACGCACAAAUAAUCGGUGAGGUGGGUUUGUAUUCCAUCCCUCCGCUUUUGUUUAUUUAGAUGUCAGGGUACAAGUUUACUGCUUUAAUGUACAAUCCAAGUGAUUCCAUGGACCUAUCCACAGUCUUCUUUGCUGCA